AUGUGGCGACAGAAACAGGUACCAAUGGAUAUCACUGGCUGCGCCCUAAGAAGUGCAUUCUUACUGUUGUUCAUGGGGUUGGUGGUAAUGGCAUCAUCGGGCCCAUCUGGCACUGCUGCUCAACCGUUGGCAACUGGCACUGCUACCCGCCUGUUGGCGACUCUCCCGAGCUGUACUCAUUCCACCUACGAAGUGACACAGUUGCCUCCAGAAGAAAAAAGUGAACUUGCUCCCUGUGUUAUUGCCAAUAUCAAACCUGAACCUUCCGAGAACACUACAGUAAUCCCUCUGGUACAUGUAACACCUAUAUCCUGUGGUGUUGGCCGUGAUGGAGCACUCACUAGUGUCAAACUCCUUAAUGCUGGUCACGGUGUCCCGAUUGGCUUUGCCAAAGACCAUUUUGUCAAGUUCCACCUUGUCAGUGUGAUUGCUGGAGAUGCGCGCGCCGAUGGAUACCAUGAGCAGCAUGAAUACAUUUUACGAGGACUGGUCGAGGAGCUUCAAGCGCCAUACAUUGUAGGUUCUUGCUCUUUUGUGGCUUCUGUUGAAAAACCAGUGGCGGGGGAUUUGGAAGCCAUUUACAUGGCACAAGUGGGGCCUCCCUCUUUCUACCUUCCUUCCAACAGCAAUCCUUUUGUCUUUGGAAUCCACAUCAACUCCGAUACAUACCCCUUGGCCAAUGUGCAGGCAUUGGACUUUUGGGCGGCAAAAAAGAAUCCCGCCAGAGAUAUCCCUAUUCGUGUGAUGUAUCGAGAACAAUCAGAGUUCUUUCGGAGCACCUGUCAAUCGGCCAUUCGAGCGCUACAAAAAAGCGGAUUUACCAACAUUGAAACCAUGAAAUUUGAUCCCUUGGAAGAUGACAACGGAGAUGGUAUCGUGAAUGAGCUCGACGCCAUCACCCUGGGUGAAAUUGCGGAUAAAGCGUGUCCUCCGGAUCACCCACCUAACUUUCAUCCUGCCUUGUUUGUGUGCACCCGCACCGAGCAAGACGUAAUGUUUGAACGAUGGCGACAGAAUCGAUGCCGCCCUACUAGCAUCUGGCUAACAGCUGCAACAUGGACCUGGGCAGCUCGGAAUCCUGAAUUGCUCCCUUACCUCCAUGGAGGUGGACAAUGGCAUCCUGCCUUGGACUAUGGUGAUGAAAACUUUGCCAGUGGCAAGGAACUACUCCAACAUACUUACCAAGAGUAUGGAUACAAUGGCACGUACGAUCAGGUAGUGAGCUACGUAGUCCCCUAUCUCUACGCAAAGCACCUACAAAAUGCCUACAAAGUUACCACUCAUCCAAAUCCAUUGGAAGAUUUUGCCACGGCUGAGGGUCGUGAACGACUGAGACGGGACAUGAUGGUGCUGACGGCAGACACAAUCUUUGGCAAGGUUGCCUUUGACCAGAACCAACGCAAUGUGGGAAGAGGUGCCGCUGGGACGCAGUGGUUGCCCUUUGAAAAGGGUGAAUUUUCUGGUGGAAGGCGAAAGAAAGAACCAGCAUUCAACAAUCAAAGCGAUGCUGUUCUUGCCAAUGCUCUGGUAUCUCCUCUACUUCAGGCAGAAGCUUCGAUUGUGUUGCCAUCCCCAAGUGCCGAGGAAUGUGUACAGGGCAGCUUUCUCAACCACACGGCACUCAAAACCCAAAGUUCUAUCUUGCUGAGUGCUUGUGAGCUGUGCCCUUUUGACACGUACAUCACAAGAGACAACAACGUAGCCGGGUUUUGUUCGCCAUGUCCAGUAGGCAGCACAACCAAAGGACGAAAGGGACAAACCGAGUGUAUCCCCAAUGAAGAAUUCAAUUACAUUUCGCAGGGACUGCUCGUUGUGGGGUAUACACUUUUUGGUACUAUUACCUUUGUAUGCCUCGUCAUGGCCAUUUGGUUGUGGAGCCACCAGACAAGCGUUUUGGUGCGCAUCAGUCAACCCCAACUCCUUGUUUUGGUCAUUUUUGGUUGCUGGAUCUCAAGUCUCUCGAUUGUCUUCCUGGGAGUCCAAGCUGAGGUGGCAUCUGAUAUGGUGAAUGCAGCUUGUAUGGCCACACCUUGGCUAUAUGGGGUUGGCUUUGCUGUUGCCUAUGGUCCUUUGCUUGCCAAGCUACUCCGGAUCAUGUUGGUUUCAAGAGCUGGACGCAAGAAACAAAUGGGCAAGUCAGCUAGAUCGCAAAGAGCGGUGGGCCUAAAAGAAGUUUCUGGCCUAGUGGGCAUAAUCCUGAUUAUCCAGCUGGCAAUUCUGACUGCUUGGCAGCUUGAUUCUCCCAUCCAAUGGACACGAGAAGUCAUUGAAGAGGUAGAUGGCUUUGCUACAGAAAGUGUUGGGCGCUGUGAAUCCGAUCAUCAAAAUGCUUACUUUGGUGCUUUAGUGGGCUUUCAGCUGCUCUGUCUUCUUGGUGCACUUGUCCUGUCCUAUCAAACGAGGCACAUUCACAGUGACUUUGCUGAGAGCGGUUGCAUUUCUCUUGCCGUGGCAUUCACAUUCGAAGUUGUUUUGUUGACUGCACCCACCUUUGUCCUUGCACGAGAAAACAACAAUGUCAGCUACAUUGUGCGGGUUGGGGCUGUCUUUGUACAGAACUUUGUCGUUCUGCUGCUUCUGUUUGUGCCAAAAAUGAUCCGAGUGCGAGAAAGCAUGAAAAGUCCAUCUACCAGAGGUCCCAACUUCUCUUCGGAGAGUACAUAUUUGCCUCUAGCUUCUAUUACUGGUUCUAAAUGGGACGAGGCUACAGAUAUUCUAAACCGCAUGCUGGAUGAAAACAGUAAUGACUUGCCACAGGAACAACGCGAGGACUUGCAAAAGGUGAAGCAUGUUCUUUUGAGUGGUGACAGGGAAAAGAAACAAAACAAACUGAUGCAUUUGCCUGGAGGUCUGGCUCGGUUUUCCUUGACAACUGCUCGUUUUUCUGUCAAGAAGCAGUCAAAUAUGUUUCUCUUGCAAGAAUAUGGAGGGAUUGAUGUAACAAGGCGAUCUGUGUCUAGUGAGAUUGAGGCAAUGGAAGAACCUGCUGGGGGAUCCUCUAGUGGUGUCUACCUUCUUCCGGAAUUUGAGGCUCUUGCAUCCCAAGCUAUCAAAACCAGAGUGUCAAUCAUGCUUUCUUGGCAUGCACUCAAGAGAUGGGAUUUCAACGUUUUUGAUCUAUGUCAUCUCACAGAUGGGAACCCGUUGUUGUUUGUUGGCUGGGCUGUUUUGGGUUCUCCUCAUUCUCAGUAUGCCAUGGCUAGAGCAUGUGGCGAAGAUGUUGACCUUGAUUCCUUUGAGGGGUACAACUUUAGUGACUCAGAUCUCAAGAUUCCCCUGCAUACUCUAUGUGACUACCUUCGGGUGAUUCAAGAUGACUACAUCAGUGCGAACCCGUACCACAAUGAAACUCAUGCUGCCGAUGUUGUCCAAUCUCUUCAUGCUUUGCUGCAAAUGUCUGGAGAAGAACUGCAUGCAAGCAAACUUGAGAUCUUCUCAAUACUUCUUGCUGCUGUUGUCCAUGACGUACAACAUCCUGGAUCGAGCAACGCCUUUCAGGCCAAUGCAAGGACGGAUUUGGCUCUGAUCUACAAUGACAACUCAAUCCUGGAGAAUAAGCAUGUUUCGCAUGCUUUUGUGAAGAUGUUUGACACUAAGACAAAUCUCAACAUCCUUCGCAAGGUUGAUCGUUCCAAGGUUGCCAAGAUUCGAAACAAGGUGAUCAAGGCAGUGUUGCACACGGACAUGUCUCUGCAUUUUAAGACUGUCAGCGAGAUCAAGGGAGAUAUGAUGGAAGAAGAUUAUCUCAGUGAUGAAGAAACUCGUUGGGAUGUGCUCAUGUACAUACUCCACAUGGCAGACAUUUCAGGCCAGGCAAAGCCCCGGCCUCUUUCGAUCCUUUGGACCGAUCGGGUCAUGGAUGAAUUCUUUGUGCAAGGGGACAAGGAAAAGCAAUUGGGGCUUCCAAUAUCACCCAACUGUAACCGCCACACCACCCUCAAGGCAGAUUCGCAAAUUGGGUUUGUCAAGUUUGUCAUCUUACCCGCCUACGAAGUGUUGGGUGGAAUCAUACCACAAGUCAAAGAAAGGGUUGUCCCUAUAGUUGCAGACAAUUUGGAGUACUGGGUGCACCAAAGGAAGUUAGAGUCACCUGACAUCGAAGAAAGUACUGUUUAG
Messenger RNA from Seminavis robusta, 4116 nucleotides. NCBI's taxonomy places the organism in Eukaryota, Bacillariophyta, Bacillariophyceae, Naviculales, Naviculaceae. The record is from the annotation of a GenBank genome assembly.